Ichthyophthirius multifiliis is the source of this 869-nucleotide messenger RNA. RefSeq lists its product as hypothetical. The record is from RefSeq and is a predicted model, not a curated record. The transcript has a single exon. Lineage: Eukaryota; Ciliophora; Oligohymenophorea; Hymenostomatida.
UUUUAAGAACAUUUAUUUAAAUUUUAAAACUUAAUCUUCACGAAGAUUUAGUUAUUAUUUUAUAAUUACCUAAUAAAAUUAAGCAAGAUCCAAAAAUACUCAUAUAACUUAAUUCUUUAUGAAAUAUGAAAAUAUCUACUAAAAAGCUCAUUACUACUUAAGUGUAAUUUAGUGGUACAACCUAAGAAGUUUUUCCUAAUUGUACUGCUCUAUUACUAAUUAAUUAUCCAAUUAAAUUAAUAAAGGAAAGUAUUAAAAUUCCUACCAAAUUUUCCAUAUAGUAUACAUUUUCGUUAAAAUCUCCUUAAAUAAUUAAAUAUAUACCAUUUAUAGCAAAACCAGAAAUAUAUACAUAUUGCACAACAAUUGUAGCAGAUAUAGAUGAGCCAAUAGAUUUAACUAUAAUACUACCAAAGCUUACAAAAAAACUAAAGCCGCAGCACAUUGCUAAUCCUAAAAUAGUAUUUGAGUAAUCUGAACUUACUUAUUAUGUUAAAAGACCUAAAUAAACCAUUAAGAAAUGUGGCUUUAUGAUUAAUAAUAUUCCAAAAAAACUCAUUAAUAUAGUUAAAAAAAUUGUUGAAUCUAUCUUCUCUUCUUUUAUCAAUAUAGCUGCUAAAAUGCUUGUCCAUAUUGGAGAGGUUAAAAAAAUAGCCAUUGCAUCACUUAAAUUCAUUAAUCCUAUAGCUUAAAAAUAGCAAAAAUGAGUUAAUCCUCCAAAAAUACAUCUUAUUAUAAGCAAGAAAUGUACUCUAGGAUUUUAUGGAUAUACUCCAGUGUCAAAUGUACGCAUUAUUACAUGAUUAAUUACUAAGCAUAAUAUAGAUCUAUAAUAUAGAAAUUACGUUGGAGAUAUUUAAGAAUAUUUU